Molecule: messenger RNA, 1012 nt
Organism: Xylaria bambusicola
Lineage: Eukaryota; Fungi; Ascomycota; Sordariomycetes; Xylariales; Xylariaceae
Exons: 3
Coding region: 383-586 (67 amino acids)
Cellular component (GO): endoplasmic reticulum
Source: RefSeq, a predicted model, not a curated record
AAGUUCAUAACUGAGUGUCGUGGCCGUUAUUUUUUCCAACGUCUGUCAUCAUCUAUACUACAGUGUAUGCGUCAGUCUUGAGUCAUUGUUUGUAGGAGGGAUAUCUGUUCUCAGAAACUAUUGGAAUUCCUUUAUUCUUUCUCCUUUCUACGCCUAGUUUAUAUAUACCGAUCAUUUCGAGAUCGUCUUCCACUCCAAAUUCCCCGUUUCGUACACAUCGAGAGUUCCAACGCCGAUCACUUCCUAAGCACCUACGAUACUUCCUAUCUCCGACCAUACAACCUUGAACUUCUCUACAAGUAAUCGGACCACGACCUUCGUCGAUAGCAAUUAAAUAGCCCAAUCGCAAUCAUCAUUCCCGCGUUACAUCUAUAUAGACACAAUGGCCCAAACACUCGAGCAGCGCAGGCGGAAUGCCAAGUUCGUCAAAGACCAGGACGCACGUCGCGGCAAGGCUGAGACAGACAUCAAGAAGCGAACCAAGGACAUACCGAAGUCGCCCAUCUCGCCCCUCUGGCUCGGCGUCCUUGGCUUCGUCGUGUUCGGUGGCUUGCUUUUCGAGGUCCUCUCCCGUGUGUUCUUCUAAGACGAGACGUAUACCCUUAUGUGGUACCAUUAUACCCCGAGCACAAUCGUGGAGGUAUGGAAGCCGUUGUAGCGAGCUGGCAUCCAACCAGCGCAACAAAACAGAAAGAAGCAGCCUUCUUUGCUGGAGAGACACGGCAUUCAGAAAGAUCUGCAAGGGAUGAUCACAGAUGCCAUAUCUUCAGCUAAGCUGUACCAUGUACAUCAAAAUCUUGGUUUUCUUUUUAUCUUUUGGAACGGGACCGCCCAUGUCGAGAAGCAAGCUAUGCGAAUAAGCAUUAGCCACUAUGGCUACUUCAUUAUAGGUCUGGAAGUUAUAAAAAAAUAACAGCGCUUGAUUUCUCAAUGCCCUUGCGGUCCGGACUUUCGCUGUUCCUAUCCCUUUAACAGUCUACUAGGUAAUCGAAUAGCAACAUAAUAGUUAGGU